Messenger RNA from Colius striatus (speckled mousebird), 3189 nucleotides. RefSeq names its product ITPR interacting domain containing 1 (gene ITPRID1). Gene Ontology annotation, molecular function: signaling receptor binding. The record is from RefSeq and is a predicted model, not a curated record. The transcript is spliced from 11 exons. Bases 82 to 3189 code for a protein of 1035 amino acids. Lineage: Eukaryota; Metazoa; Chordata; Aves; Coliiformes; Coliidae.
UCCCUCCCCUGGCUUCUGAGGGAGCAUUAGAGAUUCCUCUGGGAUAGGGAUGCUGGCUCAGCUUCCUUGUGAGUACCAGAAAUGGUACAGGUAACUGCACAAAGCUACAGGAGAUCCCUGCAAGAGUUUUCAGAAAGUCCAAUUAUGUCAAGAUGCAAGAGUCUCAGCUCUUCCCACUCACUCACUGGUGCUCCUCAGAGCAUCACUGAAUACCUGGCACUCUGGGAAAAUGAUCCAGUGGAGAUUCUUCUUGAUUUGGGGUUUGGUAUAGAAGAACCUGAUGUCUGCACUAAAAUCCCUCCUCGAUUCCUCAGUGGUGCUUCUGUAGCAAAAGGGAUCAACAUCCGAGUCUUUUUGGAAGCUCAGAAACAGCGGAUGGACAUUGAGAGGUCAAACCUACACGAACGUUUUCGACAGCUGGAAGUACUUGACCACGUAACCAGUGCCCUCUCAUCUUUGCUGGCCGAUGUCAACGCUCAACAGAUCAAAGCACUGAGCACCGGUGAGGAUGAGACCUGUCUCCUGGAAGCUGCAAAGAGCAGCCCUGUGGUCACACGAGCAAAGCGGAGAAUGAGUCAGCUUCUGAAAAGAGCAUCUCGGCCAACAGUGCUGGUGAAACAGGGCUCGCUGGCACCUGGAAACGCCAGCCUGCCCAGCAGGAAAGAGCAACCCUGUUCUUGCACAGAUACUGUUGAGAAGGGAACAGUCCAGGUGGGCUUUUCUGCAUGUGUUACAUUGGACUGUCUGACCCAGGAGCAAACUCUCAGAGACAAAGGCACCUCAGCAUAUCCCACCUCCCAGUGUCCACCAAUCCCAUCGCGUACUGCCUGGGUUUCAUCACACCUAGCUACAGAACAGUGCCACCUUUCUCCUGCAUGUGAGAUGUCUGCCAAAGACAGACCAAGAAAGGAACUACUUCUGCCUACGUCCCACGCACUCAAAAAAGGGACCAGCCUAAACUGCAAGCUGCCAGACUCAUUUGAAAUGGAAGAGAUUCAGAGUUUUGAGGAUGAAAGUCUGUGUGGAAAUGCUCCUGACACCACUUCAGCAGAGGCGAUGGUGACAAGAACAAGCAGCUGCCAGUCAGACAGCAGUGGAUUCAUGGAGGAACUGCCAGAAGCUGGAAUUUUGCAAAAUGCUUCUUUGUUAGGAGAGAUUAAUUUUAUUUCCGAUAUCCAGAAUCAAGAAACAGCCCUGUCACAUGGGACAGGUUUUCCUAUGUUAAACUGGGAUUUUCAACAGAAGUCAGAUGAUUGUAUUGCAAAGUUCUUCAUCACAGCUUGUGAGACCGUGUUGGCAAUGCCUAGAUCAAUGAAAACAUGCAGUGACCAGGGAGAAAACACUAAUCCACUGCUGACUGCAGGAAAUGGCAAAUAUCAAGCAUGUAAUGCUGAGCCACAGAAUUUUGUCCAAGAAAUGUUAUGUGACAUGGAUAAGAAAGAGGACAAAACUGAAAGAAAGCGGCUGGAAAAAGAGAAGUACAUAAAGGAGCAUAGACCUUGUUUUCGGGGUGAUACUCAGGAUGAAGGGGACCCUAGCUCCUCCAAAUUUGAUUGUCACUUAUGUUUUAGUAGAGGAGACAGAAAGACAAAUGUAACCUUCACUGAACUGAGUGAUAUAAACCCUGCAGUCAUCUGUGAAAGCAAAAUCAGAGGUGAAGAUGAAGGUGAGAGUUGCUGGAUUGAAAAAGACAUUGGAGUUGCCUGUCAUGAAAGUGGCCAUGGAGCUGGCACAGGAUAUCUUAAAGGACAGUGGUGGGGUGUGGAAGUAGUCAGCAAAGACAGUACUCCAUUUGCAGUGAACAAGGCUACAAAAAGGCAGAAGUUCUGCAAAAUGCACAGUGAUUCAAAAUAUACAAGAUGCUCUCCCAAAAAGGGGCUCCCAGAAACUCUGCAGUGGAGCUCAGCACCACAAAGUGGGAUCAGUGCAGCUUCAAGCUGUUCUAUGCAAGUACCUCAGAAGCAUCUCUCCUGCCUAGCUGAAGGGCCUGGAUUAAGUUCAUCUAAAGAGCAAGAGACUGGUAGCAUAGAGGAGAUGUUAGGUGCAGACAAAUCAGAACAGGAAGAUACUGUCCAAAACAGUGAAAUGGCUUCUGCUCCUUUAAAAUCUGUUACUGUUCAGAUGUCUUCAGGACUGGAGUUUCUUUCAAUACCAAAGGGUGAGAGGCAAAAUGCUUGUCUCAGUUAUAGCCUUGCUAGGGAAGAUCCUGUGGACUUCUCUGACAUGUUAGCACACUGUUCUGAGGGUGGUCCUCUCAUACAGUCAGACCCAGGGGCUUUGACGGACAGUGUGCAGCAGACUACUAAAGCUUCCAGCCAAACUAACGACUGGACACCCAGGCAACUGCCAUUGCUUUGUCUACCCCAUACUCACUUGACAAAAUCAGCCUCUCUUGACAGCGUGCUUUGUGGCAAACACAGAUCAUGCUACUGGAGUGAAGCCUCUGGCACUGGGUGUGUGCAGGGUGGUUGCUGCUGUCACUGCUACUGCCCAUGGACCUUCCCCACAGCUGCCUCUCCCCAGUGCUCUGUGGGCUGCUGUUCAAGCUGUGCCACCAGUGAGCUAGAGCUCUUCAAAACCCUGGUGCUCCUCCAGGACACUGCCAAGUGGAACUCUGCACCGUGCACCCUCCAUGAGAUAGAAGCAAUGAAGCAUUCCUGCCAGCACUUCCAGGAGAAGCUGGAUGAGAUUGAACAGCACCUGAUUGAACAGCAGGCACUGUUUUCCAGUGCUAUGACAGAUGAAGGAAGGGAAGAAGGCAGAUACCUUCAAUUCUUACGGCAAGCUGUUCGUCAGGAGGUUGCAGAGCUGGAAUUUCAGCUGAAUGACAGAGCUUUCCAGGUCAGGGAGAGCAUCCUUAUGCAGCUGGACCAAUUACUGGCAGAACAAUCCCAUCUGUUUUCUGAGCUCGGACUUUCUGAUUGGAAGGGAGAAAGAAAAACCUUGAAUAAACAAGCGUUUCCAGAUGCUGCUGACACUGAGCAUCCUCAAAGUGGGUGCUCAAAAGUGGUGCUCCAAAGAGCUCCUAGCAAACACAUGACAGCCACAAGCUUGCACUCUGCUUUGCAGCUGGGGACAUCCCCAAUAUUUCCUACUGGGACAGCACCUGAGCCAAAUUCAGUAGAUUCUGUCCCAUGGGUACCCUCCAUCAGUAAAAGGAAAUUAAAGGACCUCCUCAAGCAAAAAUGA